This is a messenger RNA of Eutrema salsugineum, 1117 nucleotides long. Its product is annotated as phytochromobilin:ferredoxin oxidoreductase, chloroplastic. Gene Ontology annotation, molecular function: phytochromobilin:ferredoxin oxidoreductase activity; cobalt ion binding. Bases 56 to 1024 code for a protein of 322 amino acids. The record is from RefSeq and is a predicted model, not a curated record. The transcript has 8 exons. Gene Ontology annotation, biological process: phytochromobilin biosynthetic process. Lineage: Eukaryota; Viridiplantae; Streptophyta; Magnoliopsida; Brassicales; Brassicaceae.
UGAGAGGAACACUAUUUCCGGUGUGUGGAGUGUUGUGAUUACUAUAGCUUUAUCAAUGGAGUUUGGAUCUUCGAUUGGGUCGUGCUUCAAGGCACCAAACCAUCCUCUUUUGAUCUCGGCAAGCCCUACCAACACCAAUAACACGCUGACAAGGACAAGUAAAAGGUUCUCAUUAAGAGUCUCUGCUGUUUCGUAUAAGAAAUUCGCCGACUCUGCUCUGCAAGAAACCAGCAAGAGGCUCCUUCUUGAGCCUUCUCCUCUCCAGGAAAAGUAUAGUAGCAUGACAGGAUUAGAUGGGAAAACCCAACUUGAAAUGCUUGCUUUCAAGUCUUCAAGGAUUAGACUCUUGCGAAGCAUGGCCAUCGAGAGCGAGACAAUGCAGGUUUUUGACUGUGCUGGUUUCAUGGAGCCACAAUUUGAUACGCCCAUAUUUUGUGCUAAUUUCUUCACAUCUGCCAACAUAAACAUAGUGGUGUUGGAUCUAAAUCCUUUGCAUCAGUUGACGGAUUAUCAAGACAAGUAUUACAAAAACAUUAUGUCCAUAUAUCAAAAAUAUGCUGAGAUUUUCCCAUGGGGAGGAAAAUUGACUGGUGAGUCCAUAAAGUUUUUCUCGCCUUUGGUGAUGUGGACCAGGUUUUCGUCUAGCCAAGAAAAGCAUGAGGCUUUGUUCUCUGCGUUCCUCGAGUAUUAUCAGGCAUGGCUUGAGAUGACAGUCCAAGCUACGGAGGAGAUGGACCCAUCUCAGGUGAGAGACAAUUGUGAAGCACAGCACAAAUACCUGACAUGGCGAGCACAAAAGGAUCCUGGACAUGGUCUUCUUAGAAAACUAGUUGGUGAAGCAAAGGCAAAGGAGGUUCUGAGAGAUUUCCUGUUCAAUGGGGUGAAUGAGUUGGGUACAAAAACAUUCAUUGAUUACUUUCCAGAGUACCAAACAGAAGAUGGAACUGUGAGUGACAAACGAAGCAUUGUUGGGAAGUCUUUUGAAACUCGGCCAUGGGAUUCAAAGGGACAAUUUAUUGGCUAACUUCUCAUCUCGCUUAAUCCAUGUUUUAUGUGGACAAGAUCGAUUUUAGUUGAACAUGAAGUGAACUUUGGAAGUGACUCUCAAGUUUAUUUA